AUGCUGAAAGAUCUCGUUGGAUUGCGGCUGUGGUUCUACGGACCAAAGUGGUUGGAGUCGUUCGAGGAGUACUGGAGCAGAGUGAAGCAUUUGGAGGUCGACGAGCCUGCUGAAGAGUUGCUGGAGAAGAAGAAGAACGUGCUGAUCGUGUCUGCUUCCCCGGAACCUCACCCGCUCAUCGAUCGCUACGGCAGUUACUGGAAGCUGCUGAGGAUUACGGCGUACUGCGUGAGGUUUGUCCGGAGAUGUCAGCGUCGCAAGCAGCCCCCUAGAACCCCAUUUCUCACCGUUGGAGAUUUGAAGGAGGCAAAGUUCGCUCUCGUGCGCGGCGUGCAGCAGGAACCCUUCGCCGCGGAGAUCAAGGCGCUCGCAAACCAUCGACUCGUUCCGACUCACUCGUCGCUGAAGCUGCUCAACCCGUUUCUCGACCAGCAGGGCAUUCUGCGCGUUGGUGGCCGGCUUGGACUCGCAGGCGAAGCGUACUCUACCCGACACCCCAUGAUCCUUCCCAGCAGCAACGUUUUCACGCGACAAAUGGCGGUCGCGUACCAUGAAACCUCGCUCCACUCUGGCCCCCACUAUUGUGGCCCUGUCUACCUGAAGCCCGUACACCGUCGAGCAGCUGCGCAGAAGGCGUACAUCGCGGUCUUCGUGUGCUUCAGCACGAAAGCGGUCCACCUGGAGCUGGUGGGGGACUUGACCACCGCUGCGUUUCUUGCUGCCCUGCGUCGUUUUGUUUCUCGCCGAGGUCUACCGUCCGAGAUCCACUCGGACAACGGUCUCAACUUCCAGGGAGCAAGCAACCACCUGCGCGAACUGUACGAGCUGCUUCGAGACACCAAGGUGAUCACGGAGAUCACCAGCGAAGCGUCCCGUCGUGGGAUCGAGUGGAAAUUCAUUCCACCGAGAGCGCCGAACUUCGGCGGCCUAUGGGAGGCGGCCGUGAAGUCGGCCAAGACGUCACUCGUCCGUGUGCUGGGUCAACGACAACUUUCCUUCGAGGACAUGGCGACCGUCCUCACCCAGAUCGAAGCGGCCAUGAAUUCGCGCCCGCUUACCCCGUUGUCGGAGGACCCGGACGAACUGGACGUGCUCACGCCCGGGCACUUUCUCGCCGGAUCGUCGCUGCUAGCGAUUCCGGAUCCGGACUACACGGACAUCCCGACGAACCGGCUGCAACACUACCAGCAACUGCAGCAGCUGGUGCAGCAACACUGGAAGCGGUGGAGGCGGGAGUACAUCUCGCAGCUCCACAACCAGAACCAGAAAUUCCCGCAAGCGACCCAGCUGAAGGCUGGACAGAUGGUGAUCCUCAAGGAGGACAACAAGGCGGCAAUCGAGUGGCCCCUCGCGCGGAUUGUCGAGGUCUACCCAGGCCCCGACGGCGUCGUCCGCGUGGUGAAGCUGCGUUUGCCGAACGGUGCGGUCUACAAGCGGCAGUCCGCACGUAUCUGUUUGCUGCCGUUCGAGAAGGACUCGACGGUGCAGCUCACAAACGCCUUCAACCCUCAACCGACACAAGGCGCAGCGUAG
Messenger RNA from Culex quinquefasciatus (southern house mosquito), 1533 nucleotides. RefSeq lists its product as uncharacterized. Bases 1 to 1533 code for a protein of 510 amino acids. The transcript is spliced from 2 exons. Gene Ontology annotation, biological process: DNA integration. The record is from RefSeq and is a predicted model, not a curated record. NCBI's taxonomy places the organism in Eukaryota, Metazoa, Arthropoda, Insecta, Diptera, Culicidae. Gene Ontology annotation, molecular function: nucleic acid binding.